Apodemus sylvaticus (European woodmouse) is the source of this 570-nucleotide messenger RNA. Its product is annotated as keratin-associated protein 9-7-like. The transcript has a single exon. Lineage: Eukaryota; Metazoa; Chordata; Mammalia; Rodentia; Muridae. Bases 1 to 570 code for a protein of 189 amino acids. The record is from RefSeq and is a predicted model, not a curated record. Gene Ontology annotation, cellular component: keratin filament.
AUGACCAACUCCUGCUGCUCCCCUUGCUGCCAGCCCACCUGCUGCAGGACCACCUGCUGGAAACCAAGCUGUGUGACCAGCUGUUGUCAGCCCUGCUGCCAGCCCAGCUGCUGUGGCUCCAGCUGCUGCCAGCCCUGCUGUCAAACCACCUGCUGCAGGACCUGCUUCCAGCCAUGCUGUGUGAGCAGCUGCUGCCGCACACCCUGCUGCCAGCCCUGCUGCUGUGUAAGCAGCUGCUGCCAGCCAUGCUGCCAGCCCAGCUGCUGCCAGCCCUGCUGCAAGCCCAGCUGCUGCCAGCCUAGCUGCUGCCAGCCUAGCUGCUGCCAGCCUAGCUGCUGCCAGCCCAGCUGCUGUAUCUCCAGCUGCUGCCAGCCCUGCUGCAAGCCCAGCUGCUGUCAGUCCAGCUGCUGCAAGCCCUGCUGCCAGCCUUUCUGCCUCAACCUGUGCUGCCAGCCAGCCUGCUCUGGACCUGUGACCUGCACCAGGACUUGCUACCAGCCCACAUGUGUCUGUGUGCCUGGAUGCCUGUCCCAAGGCUGUGGGUCCAGCUGCUCCCAGUCUUGCUGCUGA